AUGCAGUCUGGACACUCAGGAUUCCUCUGGAGGGCUCCUGAUGCCCACAUGAUCAUGUGUGGCCUUGUUGUGUUUCUCUUGCUCAUCCUCCUGGCUGGUGGAGCUGAAGCUUUUUGUAUCUGUGCCUUCAACGCCCAAAGACUAAGACUGGCUAAAGUGACCAAGGAGUCAGUGAUAGACAUCUUAGUUCAAAUCCUGGUCUGCUGUGAUACCUUGGUGCUUCAGGAGGUAGUGGAUUCUUCCCAGAAUACUGUCCCCCUCCUGCUUUCCAGAUUUGACAAUUACAGGAAUUAUAGCUUCCUAAACAGCGCACUGCUGGGAUGAAGCACAUACAAGAUGUAUGUGAAUAACUACUACCUACUCCAUACUGAGGCAGGAUUCCACUGGGUGAUUCCCAGACAGGACACUACAGUGUGGGACAACACCAACUGUACCUGUGAAGGCUGCAGCUCCCUUUGA
Meriones unguiculatus (Mongolian gerbil) is the source of this 459-nucleotide messenger RNA. It is a transcript of the gene Dnase1l1, whose product is annotated as deoxyribonuclease 1 like 1. The record is from RefSeq and is a predicted model, not a curated record. Gene Ontology annotation, cellular component: nucleus. Gene Ontology annotation, biological process: DNA catabolic process. Lineage: Eukaryota; Metazoa; Chordata; Mammalia; Rodentia; Muridae. Gene Ontology annotation, molecular function: DNA nuclease activity.